UUGAAGCUUUGGAUGGCUCCAACUAUGAGGAAUGGAGCGGGCGGAUGAGGAGUGCCUUCAAACGCUACAAGCUACUGAAGAUUGCUGUUGGGGAAGAGAAGAUGCCGGAAGAAGGCGAACCAC
Closterium sp. NIES-67 is the source of this 123-nucleotide messenger RNA. The record is from the annotation of a GenBank genome assembly. NCBI's taxonomy places the organism in Eukaryota, Viridiplantae, Streptophyta, Zygnematophyceae, Desmidiales, Closteriaceae.